AGAGCCCAACAAAAACAUCGCAAUACACAACAGUGAUUGGGAAACACCCUCCCCUCCCCUGACUUCAAAGAUAAUCGUGCUCUUCUCUUUUCUUCCUUGACGACGCCAUAGACACCAAGAAGAUACCUUGUGGUUCCUUGCUUCUUGCAAUUUCUUUGCUUGCUUUCCCUGCUGGUCAAAGAACGCCCACGCAGAACCCUUCAUUUGCUUUCCGCCACCAGCCGCCAGGGCCUUGUGCUUGAGCAGCGACAUUGUGCAUGAGCGCGGUCUGAAUCGUUGUCCAAGCUACGAUUCACAAUUUGGACUUGACACGUACGAUUCUGACAUUGAAUCGAACAUUUUGAGGCAUGUGUGAUUCAAGCCAACGAUUUGAAUCAAAGACGCCCGGACUCGUAUCGACUCGCAUGAUUUACGAUUCGGAAUCGCAGAUUCGACUACCUUGUGACGAACGACAAUAGCUGUGGUGACGUUUUGGGCUUUCACCUGCUCUCUUGCCUGCCACCCCAACUGAAUCUGCGAUCCAAUCACCUCGCCUAUGGCCGUCGAGGACAGGUGGUGCGUCGUCACCGGAGGUCGCGGCUUCGCCGCCCGCCACCUGGUGGAAAUGUUGAUCCAAGACAACACCUACUUCGUUCGCAUCGCGGAUCUCGGAGCCACUAUCGAACUCGAACCGUCCGAACAACUCGGGACUCUAAGCCAAGCCUUGAGCUCUGGUCGCGCCCAAUACGUCUCUCUCGAUCUUCGUGAUAAGGAACACGUCCUCAAAGCAUUGGAAGGUUGUGAGGUUGUUUUCCACAUGGCUGCUCCAAACUCAUCCAUUAACAACUAUCAGCUUCAUCAUUCUGUCAAUGUCCAAGGAACACAGAAUGUCAUUGAUGCUUGUGUUCAACUUAGAGUGAAGCGGCUUGUUUACACCAGCUCAUCUAGUGUUGUAUUUGACGGCGUUCAUGGAAUUCAUAAUGGAAAGGAAUCAAUGCCCUAUCCACCUAAGCAUAAUGAUCAUUAUUCUGCUACCAAAGCUCAGGGUGAGGCAUUGGUUUUGAAGGCUAAUGGAACUAGUGGGAUCCUGACCUGCUCGCUACGUCCUAGUAGCAUUUUCGGGCCUGGUGAUAGACUGAUGGUGCCUUCGUCAGUUGAUGCUGCCAAGGCAGGGAAAACUAAGUUCAUUAUUGGUGAUGGCAAUAACAUGUAUGAUUUCACUUAUGUUGGAAAUGUGGCUCAUUCCCAUUUAUGUGCUGACCGAGCUCUAGCUUCAGAGGGGGAAGUUUCAAAAAAAGCUGCAGGAGAGGCAUAUUUCAUAACAAAUAUGGAACCUAUAAAAUUUUGGGAAUUCAUGUCACUUAUUCUAGAAGGUCUUGGAUAUGAAAGGCCAAGAAUAAAGAUCCCUGCCUUUGUUCUCAUGCCAGUUGCACUAUUGGUGGAGUAUACAUAUAAGCUGCUAGGUCCAUAUGGUAUGAAGGUGCCUCAGUUAACACCUUCAAGAGUAAGACUCCUAUCUUGCAACAGAACUUUUGAUUGCUCAAAAGCAAAGGAGCGCCUUGGAUAUGAACCCAUUGUAACACUAAAGGAGGGUUUGCGGAGGACGAUUGAUUCAUUUUCACACUUGAGGGCUGAAAAUCAACUCAAGCCCAAAAGAGAAGGUCCCUCGAAAGCUUCAGUAUAUCUUGGGAGUGGAAGAGUUGCUGACACAUUACUUUGGAAGGAUAGAAAGCGAACGAUCACCACAUUGUUAGUCUUGAUUGCAAUAUACUUAAGCUUCAUUGAACCCGGGAAUACUUUCAUUACUGCUCUUUCAAAGCUUCUGUUGUUCGUAUCGAUCUUUUUAUUCAUUCAUGGGAUUCUACCGGCAAAAGUAUGGGGGUACACUGUUCAGAAAAUGCCCAAAUCCUGGUUUCACUUAUCAGAAGACAUGUCACAUCAACUUGCCGUCUCUGUGGUAUCAGUAUGGAAUAUUCCUAUGAAUGUUUUGAAAUCCCUUGCACAAGGGACCGAGUGGAUGCUAUUCUUUAAGGUUGUUUUCUCUUUGCUCCUUCUUAGCUUCUUUGGUGCAUUUUCACUUCAGAACUUAUAUAAGAUAGGACUUACCACUGCAUUUAUUGCUUUCUACAUUUAUGAAAAGAAGGAGGAAGAAAUUGAUGACUUAUUCAUAAAAGCACUUUCUUUUGGAUGCAAAUUGAAAUCUGAUGCCAUAAGUAAGUUCCUUCCUUCUAAGAAGAGUGAGUGAUAGCUUGUAACCCCUAGUUUUUUCUUGGAUAAGGGGGAUGAGCACUAUCUCAAGUUGUGUAUGCUGUGGACUGUAUAAUACUGGGAUUUUUUAUUUAUAUUCAAUUAAUCUAUAAAAUUUUAGUAUUUAUUUGUUAAAAAUUCUUAAGCUGGUUUGGAAUUCAAAAUUACAAAGCGUAGCAAUUUCUCUACUAGAGACAUGAUGUAGCAUUCUUGGACUAGAAAAUGCAUAGUUUCUUUGUUUUAA
Arachis duranensis is the source of this 2470-nucleotide messenger RNA. Its product is annotated as 3beta-hydroxysteroid-dehydrogenase/decarboxylase. The coding region runs from base 536 to 2224 and encodes 562 amino acids. The transcript has 12 exons. Lineage: Eukaryota; Viridiplantae; Streptophyta; Magnoliopsida; Fabales; Fabaceae. The record is from RefSeq and is a predicted model, not a curated record. Gene Ontology annotation, molecular function: 3-beta-hydroxy-Delta5-steroid dehydrogenase (NAD+) activity. Gene Ontology annotation, biological process: steroid biosynthetic process.